Messenger RNA from Phyllopteryx taeniolatus (common seadragon), 1725 nucleotides. Its product is annotated as nuclear transport factor 2-like. The record is from RefSeq and is a predicted model, not a curated record. Gene Ontology annotation, biological process: protein import into nucleus. The transcript is spliced from 5 exons. Gene Ontology annotation, cellular component: nuclear pore central transport channel. Bases 173 to 556 code for a protein of 127 amino acids. NCBI's taxonomy places the organism in Eukaryota, Metazoa, Chordata, Actinopteri, Syngnathiformes, Syngnathidae.
GUUUCCCCCUUGACAGUUAGCCUUACAUAGUGUUGUCGUUGUUCAUUUGAAAUAAUACAAUCCCCACAAUACACCGGGCCAAGUGACGGAACCCUUUCAGUACGUAGUUCCUUGUGCGUAAAAGUCGCACUGUGUCGUCUGACCCGGCCCGAGUAUAGGAGCGUUAUUCAGGAUGCAGGACUCGCCUUUGUGGGAGCAGAUAGGCACUGGCUUCGUGCGACACUAUUACCAGUUAUUCCAAAGUUAUAGAGCAAAACUCGCUGAUCUAUAUAUUGCCGAGUCGAUGCUAACCUGGGAGGGAGAAAAAAUCUGCGGAAAGGAGGCAAUUACCAAGAAACUCCUUAAUCUGGGCAUCAAAAAAAUUGGGCAUACUAUCACAGCACAGGACCACCAGCCAACCACGGACGGCUGCAUCCUGAGUAUGGUUGUAGGACAAUUAAAAGCUGACAACGAUCAAGUCAUGGGUUUUCAUCAAAUUUUCCUCCUGAGGGAAAUAAACUCUGCCUGGGUGUGCACCAAUGAAAUGUUUAGGCUGGCUAUUCACAACUUUGCCUAAACAAUUCUUCUACUCUGGUGGGCAUGGGCAGUCAAAGUGGGUGGAGGGUAGAGAAGAGUUGGCCUUGGAGAGAUUGGAGAAAGAUCAUGCUUCCCUCCUGCUGUCUGCUUCACCUUGUUUGACAAACGUGAACAACGGAAGAUAAUUGUCAAUCACUAAGCCCAAUUGAUCUGAGAUAGUACAAAUGCAACUCUUGUCUUUCUUUGCUGACAUUGGCCAACCUUUCAAACACCACCCAAGACACUCACUUUGUGCCAUGCCUCUAGUUCAUUCUAUUCAAUUGUUUGACUUCUUCCGUCUAGUUUUAGAUCAAGCUUGGCUCAGUUCACUUCAGCAUCAUGUCAGGUGUAGAUGCCACUAGAAUCACUCUAGCUUUCUUUAGUAUGCGUGGUUAAGUUUUUAAUCUUCCUUUAUUCAAUGCUUCAUUACCAUGUCACCAAAGACUCAUUUAAGACAAUGUUGGAGUUUACUGUUGUUCUGCAUUAUCCUCCUCCAACUGUCUUGCUUUCUUCCACAGAAAUGUUUGGCAAUUUACAUGGACAAAGCCACAACUCACAAUAAAACCCAGACUUUGUUUUUCAUAAUGCUGUGGGCUCAUCACUAAUGUAAACUGCACUUCUUUUGAAUGCAACCAAAGUUUUGAAUACAUAUUGUUUUUCUAAUGUUAAUUGUGUGAAUUACCUUGUUAUAGAGAAUUGGACAGAAACCUGAAAUUACUGAGUUGUUGAAUAUUUGCAUUGAAAUUAUUGCUUUUGUAUGGAAACAAGGUAGGCUAUAUACUGUGACAUUAUGUGUCCAUAGACAAUGUCAGUUUAUAUGGCAAUUGUGUGAACCCUUUGAACUACUUGGAUUUUUGCAUACUGUAAAUUGGUUAUAAUAUGCAGUGUGCCAUUCAUUUGGUACUUGGGCGUUUAGUGGAUACUUACCAAACUUCAGCCUUCUCUUCAUACCACCACUUAGUAAUGACCCGAUGACAUUUUAUGAAGAUUUCACGAUUUCCAUCCAAUUGGUUCAAAAUAAAUAAAAAUUAUUUCUCGACGCGUCAAGUGCACACAAACCCCCUUGCUCGCCAAAACCUUGAUUGUCAUUUGAACUGUGAUGGCUUUGUUGCAGUCCUGCAACAGUGUCCACAUGGAAAUAAUCACUGAAAUUAAAAUACCAUAAUUACA